Messenger RNA from Neolamprologus brichardi, 1958 nucleotides. The record is from RefSeq and is a predicted model, not a curated record. Lineage: Eukaryota; Metazoa; Chordata; Actinopteri; Cichliformes; Cichlidae.
CAGAGAACAGAUCAGAGAGACUCUCUGAGAUCCAGUGCUCAGCUCUGGCCCAUAUAUUGCAGAUGUCAGAGGAGGUUCUGGAUGAGCUGGACCUAAAGAAGUACAACACAUCAUUGGAGGGACGACGCAGACUUAUUCCAGUUGUGAGGAACUGCAGCAAAGCUCGACUGAAUUCUUGUGGUCUCUCAGAGACUCACUGUGAAGUUGUGGCCUCCGCUCUCAAGUCAAACCCCUUCCAUCUGAUAGAGCUGGACAUGAGUUACAAUGACCUGCCGUGUCCAGGAGUGAAGCUUCUGUGUGCUGGUCUGGGGAGUCCAAACUGUCGACUGGAGACUCUGAGACUGAAGGACUGCUGGUUGUCAGAGAUCAGCUGUGCUACUCUGCUGUCAGCUCUGAUGUGCAACCCCUCCCAUCUGAAGCAUCUGGAUCUGAGUGACAAUAUCAGCCUGCAGGAUUCAGGAGUGAAGCUGCUGUGUGCUUUUCUGGAGAGUCCACACUGUCAACUGGAAACUCUGAGAAUGACAAAUUGCAGAUUGUCAGAGGUCAGCUGUGAUUACCUGAACUCAGCUCUGAAGUCCAACCCCUCCCAUCUGAGAGAACUGGACCUGAGCAGCAACUACGACCUGCAGGAUUCAGGACUGAAGCAGUUGUGUGUUUUUUUGGAGAGUCCAUACUGUAUACUGGAGACUUUAAGACUGGCUGGUUGUGGACUCUCAGAAGCUCACUGUGACAAUGUGGCCUCAGCUCUGAAGUCCAAAUCCUCCCAUCUGACAGAGCUGAACAUGAGUUACAAUAAGCUGCAGGAUUCAGGAGUGAAGUGUUUGUCUGCUGGACUGGAGAGUCCAAACUGUCGACUGGAGAGUCUGAGAUUGGAGUACUGCUGGUUGUCAGAGGUCAGCUGUGCUUCUCUAGUCUCAGCCUUAAAGACCUGCCUGUCCCAUCUGAAACAUCUGGACCUGAGUAACAACACUGAUGUGCAGGAUUCAGGAGUGAAGCAUCUGUGUGGUUUUCUGGAGAGUCCAGGAUGUAAACUUGAAACUCUGAGAUUGGAAAACUGUGGUUUGUCAAAGAUUGCCUGUGAUUAUCUGGUAUCAGCUUUGAAAUCCUCCUAUCUGAGACAGCUGUACAUGAGAAGAAACAACCUUCAGGAUUCAGAUGUGAAGCAGCUGUCUGAUCUGGUGGAGAGCCCACACUGUAGACUGGAGACUCUGAGGUGGAAAUGAUAAAUAAGGUGGUGCAUGUGCAGAGUGAGGAUGGGCAGUGUCCUGAUGGACUGGGCCAGAUGUCUAAGAGGUGGAGUAGAGAUGAAGGUGAUUAGAGCAGCUUUUAGUCUGUGUUUAAUGACGCUAACAGAGAGAAAGAGUCAGGCUGAAGAGAGCUGUUAAAUUCACAAACCCUCCAAUCUCACUGUACUGUUGGGGGGAGGUGACUGUUAUCACUGCACUUUCGUGGUGUCACUGAGGUCUUGGUUCAUUUCUGUCUCACUGUUCUAGAGUUUUUCAGGUUUUGUUUGUGAACCUUUGGUUUCCUGUUUUUAUUUCUUGUAUUAUUUUCAUAUAUUGUGAGAAGUAGUUAAUGUGAUUUGGGGUCUAUAAUAACGAUAAUGUGAUCGUUUUAUUUUAUGGGUAUUCUAAUGAUUGUCCAGUUCUGUAACCUAGUGUUUUGGUUCAUGUGUUGUCUUUUAUUAUUACUCCCUCAUUGAUGUUGCUGCUUGUAUUCUGUGUAGUUUCCAACCUGUUCAGUUGGAUCUCCAUUUAGCAGGUUUUUUGCUUUUUAAUCUCUAUGAAACAAAUUUGACUUUGAACAGAAUAUUUCAUCAGUCAUCAUCAUCACACUGUAAUGAUCAUAGUGUUUGUAUGUUCCCUGUCUCUUCCACAGACAAGUGGAUCAAACUUUGCCUAGGGCUCCGUGCCUGCAAACAUCUAUAUUUAGUAUAAAAAUAUUUUAUACAAACCCAA